Messenger RNA from Peronospora matthiolae, 684 nucleotides. NCBI's taxonomy places the organism in Eukaryota, Oomycota, Peronosporomycetes, Peronosporales, Peronosporaceae. The record is from the annotation of a GenBank genome assembly.
AUGAUUGUAGAAGGGAAACAGAAAAUUCCUGGGCUUGGAGUAGUGGUGACACAACAGCUCAAUGGUCAUGGUCCUCACGCAAACCAUCGCGAUCCGCGAAACGGACCAUGGAGCGAUCUCGGAAGCUACUCGUCGGGAGGGCGCCAGAUAGUUGGGAAUCCACCGAUCCCGUGGUUACUGGAGUGGCGGAAGAUUGUCGAAGUCAACGGAAGAGAAGACUCUGUUAGCCACUUGGCGCGCCGGAAGGGUGAUGCUGUUUUCGCUAUCGGACGAAUGGCGAUUCGAAAGCGCAGUGGACUCCGGAGGCGGACUAACAGAGCCAGUCUCGCUGUGGGUCUCCCCUGUCGGCGAUACCUCCACGUCUUCUACGCCGCCAUUAUCUUGAAUUUCGACUACGGGGACAGCCGCGACCGGAGUGGAUGGCUGCGGGAGAAGCGGGAACAACCCGAGCGGCCGGAGAGGGCACGAGUCAAAUCAUCCGAGCUAGAAUCCGACUCGGUCAGCUCCUCACUUCCCGAUCCAGUCCCAGAAGCCGCGGACGAAAGCGGAGAACAAGAAGAAUUCGGUGGAGGCUCGGGUGGGGCCAAUCUGGGAAGUUUGUUUAAAGGCAUUGAAGGGUUCAACGACAAUAGCUGGGAGGCCACGCGGGCGGUGAAAGAAUCUCUGGAUCGUGACCUUGGUUGA